UACAUUCUUUAGGUAAACACUGUGUCCAAAUUUUUUCUCUCGGCAAUUUUAUAAUAUUUUAACUCGCUUAAUAAAUAAUAUUAAGUCUUAAGUUUCCUGAUACGCACUCAAACUGGUCACACUAAGAACCGGCAAAAAUUCUUAUUAGAAUAUUAUUACCUAAAACUCGCCGGUUAUGUAUAAUUUGCGACUGCUGCUCCAGCAUGUUCUCCCUCGGGGUGGCUGUCACUCCCACCUGCGAUGGAUGGCCAGCCAGCACAAGCGACGGCCUCAGCUCGGCAGUCUGCCGCCGGAUCGCUUGGAGCAGCUGCGCCGCGAUCUCUUCGAGCGUCGUCAGGAACUCAGCGGGGAGGAGUGGAUGGAGGUGCGGCAAUCGCUGGUGGACAACUACAAGCACAUCAACGUGAAAAACGUGGACGCUGUGAUCCUAGGCGUGUGUAGUGGUCCGCAACAACUGCCGCUGGCCAAGAACUAUGUGAAGUUUCUGCAGAGUCGGGGAUCCCAGCCCAAUCCGGCGACAUUAGGUCGCCUACUAAGGGUCUACAAUGCCGCCUACCACGACCGACCGCUCAGCGAGGCGGAACAAGCCGAGAUCCUGCAAAUCUGCCAGACACUUCGAGCGGAGCAUGAAACCCUGGACGCCAGCAGCUGCGAGCACCUGAUCCACGGAUUGGUGGCCACCAGCGAGCAUUGGCAAAGUGCGCUGCCCCUGCUCGAAAUGAUGAAGGUCACCAGCGCACCCAGCGUGACCGCCUAUAGUGCUCUGGCAGAAAAGGCCUUCUCAGUUGGUUCCGCGGAGCAAGAGCUCGCCUGGCAUCUGAUGGAGGAGAUGGCCCUGGCCCGCAAGCCGCCCAAAUGCGAGGUCUACCUGGCGCUGAUCAAUCGACUGUCCAGCGAAACCGCGGAGGUGCCUGCCCAGAUCCAGCGUCUGCUGCAAUUUCUCGAGCGCCACGAGAUUCUAGUCAGUCAGCGAGUUGCGGAGCGCUUGCAGAAGCUCGCUCAGAAAGUACCCCACCAUCUAAAGGCGAAGGCCACGCAUUUGGGACCUCUGGGUAAAUGCCAGGCCUGCCAGCAGCACCUCCAGCCGGUGGCCAUCAGCGACGAACAGUUUUCGCAGCUCAGCGAGUGUUUCCUGGAGCGCGUGCUCAUCCGACGCGAUGUCUUUCAGCGCUCCACACCCGAGGAGGUGGCCAGAUUCAAAAAGUACGUGGAGAAAACGGCGCCCUACGACUGUGUGAUCGACGGCCUUAAUGUGGCCUACUCCACAGGCACCAAAAAAUCGCCCCAGCAGCUGGCCAAGCUGGUGGCAACUGUGGUGCGGCAUUUUCGGGAGCAGGACAAGCGAGUCCUGGUUUUGGGACGCGAGCAUAUGCGCAACUGGUCCAAGCAGGCCAUGCACUACGUCCACAGUAACGCCAGCGUCUUCCUCACCAGCAAUCUGUCCCACGACGAUCCCUUCCUGCUUUACGCCACGCUGCGCAGCGGACAGGACACGGACUUCUUCUCCCGCGACCUGAUGCGCAGCCAUGCCUUCCAUCUGGGCCCCGAACUGAAGACCGUCUUCCGUCGCUGGCAGCAGCAGCACCAGUUCUCCCUGGUCACCCAGACGCAAACGGGUCGGAUUAUAGUUAAGGAGCCCCUUCGCCACCGACUGUGUGCCCACGAGGUGGCGGGCAGCUGGCAUGUGCCCUACUGCGAGGCGUACACUCCGCAUCCCACGGAGAGCUUUGAGGUGCCUGCGAACUGGCUGUGCCUCAGUCUAGGGGAUCAAACCCCCUCCACUGGAAAGGCGCGGCGGCGGUGACCAAGCGAGUGUGUGUGUGUAGAGAUUAACUACAUAUAUUAGCCAAAGGUUAACAACAAAAAAUAUACUGGAGAAGCCAUCCGAAACCCA
This is a messenger RNA of Drosophila ficusphila, 1894 nucleotides long. It is a transcript of the gene mldr, whose product is annotated as mitochondrial ribonuclease P catalytic subunit. Gene Ontology annotation, molecular function: protein binding; ribonuclease P activity. NCBI's taxonomy places the organism in Eukaryota, Metazoa, Arthropoda, Insecta, Diptera, Drosophilidae. The transcript has 2 exons. Gene Ontology annotation, cellular component: mitochondrial ribonuclease P complex; mitochondrion. The coding region runs from base 176 to 1804 and encodes 542 amino acids. The record is from RefSeq and is a predicted model, not a curated record. Gene Ontology annotation, biological process: mitochondrial tRNA 5'-end processing; tRNA 5'-leader removal.